Molecule: messenger RNA, 1292 nt
Organism: Mercenaria mercenaria
Lineage: Eukaryota; Metazoa; Mollusca; Bivalvia; Venerida; Veneridae
Exons: 2
Coding region: 134-841 (235 amino acids)
Source: RefSeq, a predicted model, not a curated record
CAGUACUACGCCGGGAACCACACUACGUGUAACUAUAACUGCAAGUAACAAACAUUUAUGCUCAGUAAACCCACAGUAAACAACAAAAACAAUUGUGUUAGAGUGUGUUAGAUUUAAUGAAAAUUAAGGAAGUAUGUCUACCGUGCUAUCAAAACUGAGUUCCGUGAUACAAUAUUACAGCAGUGAUGACCUCAAGGAAAAGUUGAAAUCAAAAAAAGAAAAUUUCAAUGCAUAUAUUUCAGAAAAUAUCAAGGAAAUCAAGGCUUUGUUAAAUGUUAGUCUUGAUAAUUUGGAUGGUGCUGUAAAGGAAAAUGCGAUUUUGGACCAGAAGUGGACGGUGAAAGAAUUGCUGUUGUCUAUUUUCAAACAAGACAAUACUCAGAAGGUUGUUACAGGGCAAAAUCAAUCCCGACAAAACCACGUCAACGGUAGUCCAAGCAUUCAGCCUAUAUUCCUGAGUGGUGUGAAUGGAGUAUACAGUUCUGCUACCGAACUUAAAAAUUCGUAUUAUGGAAAUGAAUUUAGAUUUCAAUGGCAUGGUUAUACAGAGCUCCUACUUAAAGUGAUCGUAGCACGGAUCGCUAAGAUAAUACGUAGAUACUGCAGAAAGUUUAUGUCUCAACACCAUCGGAAUUCUUCAAAAAGUGGGACUGUCUUCGUUGAGCUGGUAGUCGUAACAUCAACGAUGUUUGAAGAAGCAAUGAAACGUGUGCUUACUGGAAGUAUUGUACUAACAUACACAAAUGUCUUUCCAAGUGAAUGUCGCAUGUUUAUAAGUGUACCUAUUUAUGUGGAUGGUUAUAUACACAGUAAGGAUAUACUUACAACAACCAACUUGUGAUACUGAGAUUUAGUUUUUUCUUAGGCAAACGAGAUAUUGGGUCAGUAGUUUCAAUUCUUGUUUCGUAUCUGCUUAGACAUGCUUUCUAUUUAAUUUUCUUAUGUCAUUAUUAAAUGCAGAUAUGAACUGAUUCCUUACGAUUUCUUGACGAGAGGUUAAUAUAUACUCUAAUUUUGAAUACGUUAUAAAGAAUCCUGACAAAAAACAUACACCACAUCAUAAAUGAACUGUGUUGGGUAAGGCAGGCUGAGAUUUUUCUUGGAGCCACAUUUUUUUAUAUGAACAUCAGAUAGAUUCUUUUUCUGAAUUUUAGUAGCCAGAUAUUUUUAAUAGUAAACCAGACAUUUUUUCCUAGUACUUUGUUAUUCUUUUCUGAUUAAAAACUAAGAAGCACGGUCAAUGUAUAGUAUUGAGUAGUCUUCUUAAAUAUAUGACUUAGCUAAAAUGCAAA